AUGGAGGACAAUUAUACCAUAGCUCGAGAUCAAUCAGAAGGACAUAAGGCUUUAUUAGAAUUAGAAAAAAAAUUUAAUAAAAAGGCACGGUCAGCAGCUCUCAACAUUCAAGGAUCCCAAAUUCAAGCUUUGACUGGCUUUAUUCAUAUUUUUGAACAAUACCCAUAUCCUGUUGUUAUCAAUGCUGCUAUACUUAAAUUAGCUGAUUGGUUUCGUACAUACAAUAAUAGUGUUAAAUAUUACAUUUAUAAAGUAUUCAAAGAGGCAUCUGAUCUUCAUUUGGCAAAAGUGAUUAAUGUAGAAGAAACUGUAAGACGUAUUUUACCUGUACUUGGUAGUAAUGAUCCUAUUGCUCGCUCCAUUACACUUCGUGUAUUGGGUUGUAUGUCAAUGAUUAUCAGUGAAAAGCUCGAUGUUCAAUAUGGUAUCCUUCAACAACUUGAAUUAGCAAAAGAUAGAAUUGAACUUGAAGCAGCUAUUUGGGCAGGAGACCAGAUAUGUGCGAAAUCAAAUAGAUUUCCUUCAGUUAUUUUUUCAAAGAUUGUAGAUAAAUUAGCAAAUCCAGAUACACAAUUUGAUAUCAAACUAAGACUUGUGAAAAUAUUUCGACAUAUGCAUCAAGAUAUUAGUAUGGCAAGACAUGCAAAGUCGACCUGUUUAUCCUUACUAGAAAAUCCGAAUACAGAUAGUAGACUUAUCAUCAUUACUUUAAGAACAUUAACAUUAUUACUGAAUGAAGCUCUGAUUGAUAGAAAAGAACAAGUAAGUACUAUAUAA
This is a messenger RNA of Cokeromyces recurvatus, 777 nucleotides long. RefSeq lists its product as uncharacterized. NCBI's taxonomy places the organism in Eukaryota, Fungi, Mucoromycota, Mucoromycetes, Mucorales, Mucoraceae. The record is from RefSeq and is a predicted model, not a curated record. Gene Ontology annotation, cellular component: integrator complex. The transcript has 5 exons. Bases 1 to 777 code for a protein of 258 amino acids. Gene Ontology annotation, biological process: snRNA 3'-end processing.